This is a messenger RNA of Saprolegnia parasitica CBS 223.65, 678 nucleotides long. RefSeq lists its product as hypothetical. The record is from RefSeq and is a predicted model, not a curated record. Gene Ontology annotation, biological process: fatty acid beta-oxidation. The transcript has 4 exons. Lineage: Eukaryota; Oomycota; Saprolegniomycetes; Saprolegniales; Saprolegniaceae. Gene Ontology annotation, molecular function: acetyl-CoA C-acetyltransferase activity. The coding region runs from base 1 to 678 and encodes 225 amino acids.
AUGAAGACCGCCGCUGCCUCGAUCGCCCGCCGCUUUAGCCACGCCGCUUCGCCGCGGGACGUUGUCAUUGUCAGCUACGCGCGUACGCCGAUCGCUACGUUCAACGGUGCGCUCUCGAGCUUGACCGGCCCCGAACUCGGUGCGAUCGUCAACAAGGCUGCGAUCGAGCGUGCUGGUAUCAGCGUGAACGACAUCCAGGAAGCGUACCUCGGCAACGUCAUCUACAACGUCAAGCUCGACAAGAUCCCGACGUUGCGCCCGGCCUUCAAGAAGGACGGCACGGUCACGGCCGCCAACGCGUCGCCCCUCAACGACGGCGCCGCGGCCCUUGUUGUCAUGUCGCGCGAGCGUGCGGACGCGCUCGGCCUCAAGCCCUUGGCGCGCAUUCGUGGUUUCGCCAAGCACGCUGGUCUCCAGCUCUCGGACAUUGAGUACCACGAGAUCAACGAAGCGUUCUCGGUCGUUGCCCUCGCCAACAUGGAGCUCAUGAAGCUCGACCACAGCCGCGUCAACGUCAACGGCGGCGCCGUCGCGCUCGGCCACCCGAUCGGCAUGUCGGGCGCCCGUAUUGUCGGCACGCUCAUCCACAUUUUGGAGCAGAACGACGCGACGAUCGGUGCGGCGUCCAUCUGCAACGGCGGCGGUGGCGCUGGCGCGCUCAUUAUCGAGCGGUUGUAA